AUGAGAGGGAGAAGUAAAAGGAGAAACUGAGGGAGUGCAAAAAAAAAACCCAGAGAGGACAGCUCAGCAAACCAGCAGCAUUCCUCUCAGAAGUCCAAAGAUCCACACUGAGAGAGAAAGCUGAGCUCAUUAAGUGGGAGAACACCAGAAGUUGCGUUUUAUGUCUUCCUUUCCCUAUUGGGUUAAGAAGCCUACUCUUCUCUGAAGAGGAAAGAGACUAAGAAGAGAGAGGACUAAGAGAGCUUCUGCAGCCUCCGUGCCUCCUGAAGGAAAAGAUGGAUUCAGACUCUGGAGAGCAAAGUGACGGAGACAUCUCUGCAGGACAGGAGAGCUUUAACUCCCGGUCCUUGGCCAUGCAAGCCCAGAAGAAAAUCCUAAGCAAGAUGGCGACCAUGGCUGUGGCUAACAUGCUUACAGAUGACACCAGUAGUGAGAUCCUUGAUGAGCUUUACAAAGCAAGUCGUGAAUUCACCAAGAGCAAAAAAGAAGCACACAAGAUCAUCAAGGACGUGAUCAAGAUUGCCCUAAAGAUUGGCAUCUUGUACCGCAACCACCAGUUCAAUCCUGACGAGUUGGACACAGUGGAGCGUUUCAAGAAGAAGAUGAACCAGGCAGCCAUGACGGCGGUGUCAUUUUACGAGGUGGAUUAUACAUUUGACAGGAAUAUUCUGGCGGAGCUCCUGCUGGAGUGCAGGGACCUGCUUCACGCCCUGGUCGAGGGGCACCUGACCGCACGCUCACAUGCGCGCAUUGAUCACGUUUUCAACCAUUUCGCCAAUGGGGAUUUCCUGGUUGAGCUGUAUGGGGACGGAGAGGAGUACAGACUCUCUCUGAGGAAGAUCUGUAAUGGCAUCAACAAACUGCUAGAUGAAGGAACACUUUAACCUUUAACAACUCUCUCUCACCUCUACAACUCAUUCUCUCCUUGCUCCUUUUCUUGCUGGUGUCUCCUGCCUUCUUUCAUUUCCUUUUUACCUGCCCACCCCUGACAGCAAACAUCCUCCCUGUUCCUUAUCUCGCUCGUCUUCCUGUUUCUUCUCCAUCUAUUUUCAUGGAGGUUUAUGUAACAUCCUGUUGCAAUGGUUCAGUCUUUUAGACUGCGUCUUCACUCAGUGGAUCUUUGCAACAUACCGGGGUACUAUGUUUCACAAUGUAUGCAUCAUACAUCCCUUUCUGUGCUAAAGCGUACUGUACCAACAGCCAAAAAUCUGUAGUAGGAUGUUUAUGAAGGAUAAUCAGUCAUAGAAAGCAGUCUCUGUGUGUUUUGAAUGUUUUCCAACGUAUGCGAUUUGCUUGAAUAAUGUUGUGAACACUCUGUCAUGGUAUGCUUGUUAUUAGUCUGUGUCUUCUCAAAAAGGGUGAUAGCACUUGUCUUUUAUUAAAGAUUUCUUUAAAUCAG
This is a messenger RNA of Cyprinodon variegatus (sheepshead minnow), 1399 nucleotides long. It is a transcript of the gene tnfaip8l3, whose product is annotated as TNF alpha induced protein 8 like 3. The transcript is spliced from 2 exons. The record is from RefSeq and is a predicted model, not a curated record. Lineage: Eukaryota; Metazoa; Chordata; Actinopteri; Cyprinodontiformes; Cyprinodontidae. The coding region runs from base 276 to 884 and encodes 202 amino acids. Gene Ontology annotation, cellular component: cytoplasm. Gene Ontology annotation, biological process: regulation of apoptotic process.